Messenger RNA from Plenodomus lingam JN3, 459 nucleotides. RefSeq lists its product as uncharacterized. Lineage: Eukaryota; Fungi; Ascomycota; Dothideomycetes; Pleosporales; Leptosphaeriaceae. The record is from RefSeq and is a predicted model, not a curated record.
AUGUGUGUACCAACCGAGCAGUUAGAUGCAGCGGCGCAGCUUUUCCGCGACAAGCCUGAACAAUUUGAACCCUUUCGACCUUCUGCAAUGAAAAGAGCUAUGGGAUUAGAGGAUUAUUUCCGUCGAUUCAAGUUUGUGGGUCUACGCUUGUUCUUCAUCCUUAUGUCCUCACGAGCCCAUGAUAUACCCUGCAAGCCAGAAAAUAUCGAGUACAGCCAGAGGGGUUUGCCAUAUCCUAAAUUCCAUAUCUACGCACAAAGCCUUCUGGACACAAAAAGAAUUGUAGAUCUUAACGUCCAUAUCGAUGGUAUGAAUCUUACACUGGAGUGGGGCAAUGAGAACCUUAAUCUUGAAGGCACUGUUAAUGCUGAUUGGGGUCGCUGGAAGGCAGACCUUAUACUUGGCGGACAUGCUGCUGAAGACGAGAUGCCUAAUCGGUGUACGCCCCAUGAUGUCUGA